AUGAUCAUUCCACCCGAUCCAGAGAAAGACCCCAGACUGUUUGAUCCUUCUUCCUCAACACCUUCGUUGAUACUUGCACCUUCGGAAUAUGAUGACACCACCUCACGUUGGGAUGGAGACGCGGAAUCAUUGCCACCUUAUCGAAGGUCCAGAGGAUCAAUCUCAAGUCAAGCAAGUCAUGCAUCCUCAAGCCAAAACGAGGAAACAUCAAUACCGCAUCGAAUCAUAAUACCCACUACAAGUACACCAAAUCAUCUAUAUCUUGACCACGCUUCCCCCAUCUCGUCCACUGGUUCUCUUACACCGACCUUGUCGAGAUCACGGCUUCCACUGGGCCUACCUCAUUUCAACGAUCAUAGCUUGUCCCCAUCGACAACACUUCAAGGCAGUAAUUCUUCAUCUAAACUUUGGGAAGGUAGUAGUGCACCUGAAAAAAAUAAGAAGAGAAAAUGCGGAUGUCUACCCACGCCGUCCCCUGGGAUGCAACGUUGGUGGGCAAAGUGGAGAAGAUGGGUUCAAGCUGUCAUGGUAGUGAUAUUGGUCGGGAUAGGCUUAGCUGUCGGUCUACUAGUUGGAAUGAAUAAAGCGAAGCAGAACAAAGCACCAGCGCCAUGGCAGAAACCCUGGAUGGCUCAAGACACAGAUGGUAAAAGAGCAACUGCGUGGGCUGGAAACGGUUCAUUCAAUCUGACAUAUGAUAGUUCACGCGACGGUCCUUCAUCUGCCGAAGGCACUUUAUCAGAUUGUAACUCAUUCACCUCAUUGAACCUCACCUCGUCCCCGUUCGGUACUUUAUUUACCGCAUUUCCUGCCUCCAAGCUAUCAGUUGCUUCAUUCUCUUUCCCCCUUCCAUCUUCUGGCAAUCCUCCUUCGGAUAUCUUCAUCAACUCGCGGGGCUUUGGAUCGAGCGGAUCGAUACACUUUCUUGGAUCAGAUGGACCUGAAGCCGUGAUCAGCAGCGGACAAGAAGGGCAAAUACUCAUAGACGUAGUUGUACGAUAUUCAGGAAAUCAGGAUUUAAAUACCAUGAUGAAAGUAUGUAAGAUGUCUAGAGGCAGUGAUGGCGUUGGUGUUGGAAUCUACAGUCCGACAGAAACGGAUGGAAAGCUGUUCAACAUAUUUAAAUUGAACCCCAAUCUGGUACCUACCAACUUGGUCAUUAUUCGUCUACCACCUUCACUCUUCUCAGGACACUCCCCGGCGUUGGAGUUCCCCUCUUUCUCGGUCAAUUCGGAUCACAUGGCCAUUCGUCUGGGAAAUCUGAACAAUAUCGCUUCUUUCGAUUCGCUCAAUCUCACGACUUACCGAGGAACAGUGACUACAAACUAUGUUCAAACGAAGAAUGCCGUUGUUACAGCAGUUGAAGGUGACGUCAAAGGUAUAUGGAAUGUGUCGGAUAGUUUGUUGGUGAACAUCACUGAAGGAUCUAUCGUAUCUGACCUCAUCCUGCACGAUCCCAACAUCUAUAACGACAAUGCUACCACUCUAUCUUCUGCUUCCAUGACCGAUUACACCCUCGUUAGCCGGAACGCAUCACCAGACGAUGACGGCGACGGCGGCGGUGAUAUGGAUGUAGGAAUUGAAGAUGAGAUACAUUCCUUACUAAACUGUACAUCUACCAAUGCCACUUCGAAUGGCACAUUACCAAUCAUCACUACCAAUCUUUUCACGUCAUCCGGUUACGUUAACGUCAGAUAUCUACAUCAACCGACAAGUAUUUCAUUAUCAGCUAUAUUAGCUACACAGGAAGGUGACAUGAAUAUCGUAUUCAAUCCUAAUUACGUUGGACCAUUCUUAACGAAGAACCAUUGGGGUCAAAUAAACAUCAAAACUCCAAGUCCUAUCAGAGACUCUGAUCCAAAAUCCCUACAAAGAUCAAGACAAAUCAUCAUUGAUCCUAUCGAGGUCCUACCUAAUUCAACAUUCUAUACAAUAGGUUACACGACAGAAGAUUUUGAUGAUUCUCCGGAUACCUUGUCAGGUGUUGUCUACUGGGCAGACACAAAGCCAAACGGUAAACCGAUAUUAAGAACUAUAGAACAAGUACAAGCUGAUCAGUCGAUUCAAAAUAAUCAACUCAUUAUCAUGGGCAGUUGGGGUGAUGUAGAGAUAAGUUUCGAUGGCCAGUAA
Molecule: messenger RNA, 2130 nt
Organism: Kwoniella shivajii
Lineage: Eukaryota; Fungi; Basidiomycota; Tremellomycetes; Tremellales; Cryptococcaceae
Exons: 5
Coding region: 1-2130 (709 amino acids)
Source: RefSeq, a predicted model, not a curated record